AUGUUUCCGCUUUCAGCUCAAUCGUAUCUUUUGAAAGAAAAAAUUGGUUCGGGAUCUUUUGGCAUUGUCUGGAGGGCAAUUGAAAAAUCUUCUGGUGCUAUUUUGGCAGUCAAGCAGAUUGAUUUGGAAGCGUCUGUGGAUGAUAUAACUGAAAUUGAACAAGAAGUUCUUAUGCUCUCCAAUUGUAGUCAUCCUAAUGUUAUCAAUUAUUACGGAUGCUUCGUCCAAGGACAUGUUCUUUGGAUUCUCAUGGAACAUAUGGAUGGAGGUUCUGUUUCUGGGCUUUUGAAAAAGCAAGGCUUAGAAGAAGAAACGAUCUCAAUAAUUUUACGGGAAACGCUGAAAGGUUUGACUUAUUUGCACAACCAAAAUAAGAUUCACAGAGAUAUAAAAGCGGCCAAUAUACUCUUGUCUUCUACAACUGGUGAAGUCAAACUUGCUGAUUUUGGCGUUGCUGCCCAACUAUCAAAUGCCGCUUCCAGGCGAUAUACCUUCGUAGGGACCCCUUUUUGGAUGGCCCCAGAAGUCAUACAACAAACCAGCUAUGGAACAGCGGCAGAUAUUUGGUCUUUAGGAAUCACGGCUAUAGAGAUGGCAGAAGCAGCUCCUCCCAGAGCAACAAUGCAUCCUAUGCGUGUUAUAUUCGAGAUUCCACAGUCAGAGCCACCAAAGCUUUCUUCUAAUUACAGUCUGGAAUUUCGAGAUUUUGUGUCUCGUUGUUUAAAGCUUCAUCCUGCUUCUCGUCGCUCCUCAUCUUCUCUACUAGACCAUCCCUUUAUUAAAGGCUCCGGGAAAAUUGAGCUCCUGGUUCCCUUACUUUUGGACAGCAAAAUCUAUUCUGAUAUACAGCAAAAUCCCGAAGAUGAUCUUGAUCCAGGCACUAAUAAUACUAUAAAAAUUCCAGACUCUACAUCACAUCUGAACAAUAAUACCAUAGAUGAUGAUUGGAAUUUUGAAGAUACAGUUCGCAUCGCUUCUCCGAAUGAUACAAAAAAGAAUCACUCCAUCGAAACGGCAAAACCACAAAAGGCUCAGACUCCUAAUUCUAAUUUAGACUUUUGUUUUUCAUCCAUGCAAUCCAAUGAAGCUGAUGUUACUAGAAGGCCCACAAAUUACUCCCUCAAAGAAAACUCCUGUGGUACAACUCAUUUCUCUAAACCUUCUCGUCCGCAAAAUCUAGCAAUUACGUGUUUUGACUCAAUAGUUUCUGCAAUUCUUUCGGAUCCAAAUUUGUCUGCGGAUGAAAAGUCCUCUCUGAAGUUGCUAAGUUCCACUUUCAACUCAUUAGAUGAAAAUACGUCUUCUCGUUUAAUGAAAAGUCUUAUGUUUGACAGCAAGCUAAAUCCAAGAAAAAAGAAACGAGGACCUAUUGCUCAACUGCUAUUUUCUCGAUGGCUCGAAGAAACUGAUAAACGUAGAAGUUCAAGUUAUUCUUUUUCACCCGACUGA
Messenger RNA from Schizosaccharomyces osmophilus, 1449 nucleotides. RefSeq names its product PAK-related GC kinase Sid1 (gene sid1). Gene Ontology annotation, molecular function: ATP binding; protein serine/threonine kinase activity. Gene Ontology annotation, biological process: regulation of MAPK cascade; neuron projection morphogenesis; protein phosphorylation. The transcript is spliced from 2 exons. NCBI's taxonomy places the organism in Eukaryota, Fungi, Ascomycota, Schizosaccharomycetes, Schizosaccharomycetales, Schizosaccharomycetaceae. The coding region runs from base 1 to 1449 and encodes 482 amino acids. Gene Ontology annotation, cellular component: cytoplasm. The record is from RefSeq and is a predicted model, not a curated record.